This is a messenger RNA of Penicillium diatomitis, 1491 nucleotides long. RefSeq names its product adenosylmethionine decarboxylase SPE2. Gene Ontology annotation, cellular component: cytosol. Lineage: Eukaryota; Fungi; Ascomycota; Eurotiomycetes; Eurotiales; Aspergillaceae. Gene Ontology annotation, molecular function: adenosylmethionine decarboxylase activity. The record is from RefSeq and is a predicted model, not a curated record. Gene Ontology annotation, biological process: spermidine biosynthetic process; spermine biosynthetic process. Bases 1 to 1491 code for a protein of 496 amino acids. The transcript is spliced from 2 exons.
AUGGUUUACGUCGGUAUUCCGAAGAACUACACGCAGUCCCCGUCGUCUUUUGCGGGGACUCCGUCUUUGACCAUCAACUAUGAGGCUACCCAAGACCUCGACUCUAGCAAUGCCUUUGAAGGUCCGGAGAAAUUACUCGAGGUCUGGUUUGCCCCCUCUGCCAGCGAGCUUGGCGCUGCCGGUCCGGAAGGCCUGAAGAAGGUGCCCGGCGAGAUCUGGAAGGACAUGCUGGACCUGGUCAACUGCCAAGUUCUGUCGGUCGUCUCCUCUGAGGAUGUGGACGCCUACCUCCUGUCCGAGUCCAGCAUGUUCGUCUGGCCCCACAAGCUGAUUCUCAAGACUUGUGGCACCACCACCCUCCUGUCGGGCCUUCCUCGCAUCUUGGAGAUCGCCGCUCUUUUCGCAGGCUUUCCCCGUGCGACGGCCCCGCCAUCGCGCGGCAUCUCUGUUGCGGCGGCGCCAUACCGCGUCUUUUAUAGCCGGAAGAAUUACUUGUUCCCGGACCGCCAACGGGGGCCUCACCGCAGCUGGCGCGAUGAGGUUCGCAACAUGGACAAAUUGUUCCAGAACGGUAGUGCCUACAUGAUUGGCAAGAUGAACGGCGAGCAUUGGUAUCUCUAUCUGACGGAGCCUCACACCAUGCUCACUCCUCCCGCCACCCCGAAGGAGGAAGAAGAUGGUACCUUCGCCGAAACGGAGACAAAGGUCCUCAGUUUCCCCCGCCCUGCGUCGAUUUCCGACUGUGACGAACACGAUGAGACUCUCGAGGUUCUCAUGACCGACUUGGACGAGGAGAACGCCAAGCAGUUCUACCUGGAACACGCCACGGCCACGGCCCAAAAGCGUCACCGCAAGUCCAACGUCGACGAUGAGCACCUCGACGUGUUCGACAAUGGUUCCGACCCCGAGGACCUCGACGCGGAUGCUCUGCCCGCCGAGCUGACCACCGAGGGUCACGCCUUGGGCACUGUGGUGUCGGACGCAUGUGGCCUGUCGGACGUCUAUCCGAAGAGCAAGUUCCCCGAUGCCCGCAUCGAUGCGUACCUGUUCACUCCAUGCGGAUUCUCGGCUAACGGUGUGGUGCCUGCCCCGGACGGCAACGCCCCUACUCACUACUUCACCGUCCAUGUCACUCCGGAGCCGCAGUGCUCGUAUGCGUCCUUUGAGACCAAUGUGCCACACUCGCAGAACGGCAAGACCACAGCCGACAUCAUUCAGCAGGUUGUUGAAAUCUUCAAGCCCGGUCGCUUCAGUAUCACUCUGUUCGAGACCAAGCCUUCGGUCGAAGACCUCGCUAACGAUGCGACUGGCUUCAACGAGGCUCAUGCGCAGCGCCAGGCCAUGCGACGCAAUCCGAAGAUGGAGCAAAUCGAGGGCUACCGUCGUGUUGACCGUAUUGUUCACGAUCUCAACGGAUAUGAUCUGGUCUUCCGCUACUAUGAGCGGGAUGACUGGAAGGGAGGCGCGCCUCGUCUCGGAGAGAAAUUUUGA